This is a messenger RNA of Suillus plorans, 258 nucleotides long. RefSeq lists its product as uncharacterized. The record is from RefSeq and is a predicted model, not a curated record. The transcript has 2 exons. The coding region runs from base 1 to 258 and encodes 85 amino acids. Gene Ontology annotation, molecular function: structural constituent of ribosome. Gene Ontology annotation, cellular component: large ribosomal subunit; ribosome. Gene Ontology annotation, biological process: translation. NCBI's taxonomy places the organism in Eukaryota, Fungi, Basidiomycota, Agaricomycetes, Boletales, Suillaceae.
AUGUUCCUCUCGCGCCUCGUAAUGACUGCAAAACAAUUCUCCACAUCUGCCGUUGCCAGUUUCCCAAAACUCAAGACGCACAGCGGUACAAAGAAACGGUGGAGAGCGCUCAGCAAUGGCAAGUUCAAACGCGCACACGCAGCACACGCGCAUUUGAACGUCGCUAAGAGACCAGGGCGUAAGAACGCACUCUGCCAGACGGCAUAUUCCAGCGGAGCGCAGACGCCGACCUUGAAAAAACUUAUGCCCUACGCCUAG